AUGGCAUCACCGCUAAUGGCAUGGGCGUUGCCGCGCAUCCAGCAAAUCCUACCUCUUGAUGACGAUUCUCUCAAGGAGAUUAUCACAUACACAGACUCUCUACCAAAAGAUGCUGCCGCUGAACACUUGAAGAAUCUGCUGGGAACUGAAGCUAAAAGCCUGGAGUUCAUCUCCAGCUUCAAUAUGAGGCGACAGAAUAAGCCCGCGCCGGCAGCACCUUCAACGAAUGCUUCAUACAAUGCUGGGAAUCCAGAGCUGCCCCGGAAGGCAAAUCCCAAGAAGAAAAGAGCUAACAUUCAUGCGCUUCCCCCACGGCAAGUCGCUCCUGGGCCAUCUGGAGGAUAUCACAAGCCACAAGAAGAAGCAUACAUGCCCGCCAGCACGCGGCAAAGCCAUAAAGACCAAGUGGCGGAUAACCUUGCAUUGAGACGGAAGCCGGAUGCUACACAGAUGCCGCUCAUCACAGACGAUUCGAGCCUCACAAAUCAACCCAUCACAUCCAAAGCACCACCUUCAGCCUCGGGACCUUUGAUAUCGGACUCGCUUGCACCUAAAAAGAAAUCGCAAUCCUCAAGAACUUCGUCUCCAGCACCCACCAAGGUCAACAUAUCAGGCGGCACAGCAAUGCACGGAGCAUCGACCGCAUUAUCUGACCUGGACUCUGCGAUUCGUAGUUUGGAGUUGCAGACGAACCCCAUUCUGUCCGCGAAUUCUGCAGCUGAUACCGAGAAGCGGAAGUGCAAUUGCAUGGCUACGAGACAUCCGAUUCUCGACAUGGCACCAAACUGUCUCGAGUGUGGCAAGGUGAUUUGUGUGAAAGAAGGAMUGGGACCGUGUACCUUCUGCGGCUCACAGCUGUUGAACCCGGAAGAUGUCCAAAAGGUGUUGAAAGUUCUGAAGGAGGAGCGCGGUGAGGAGAAGAUGAAAGCCAACAACGCAUCGCAUAAGAAAGUUGAGGUCGCUCAUGGUAAAGCGAGGGCAUUCACAGGCCGAGAAUUCCUUUCUCAGCCAUCAAAUCGCUCGUCGCCACUGUCCUCUGCACCAGUCACACCCGCCGGAUCAGACGACGAAGCAGGUGCAAAAGCCAAGGCGCAUCGUGACCGACUGCUGGGCUUCCAAGCAAACAAUGCGAAAAGAACGCAGAUCCACGAUGAAGCUGCUGAUUACGAGGUACCCUCGGCGGGCACGAAUAUGUGGGCAAGCCCACAAGAGCGGGCGCAACAGUUGAAGAAACAGCAGAAGAUCAUGCGUGAGAUGGAGUGGAAUGCAAAGCCAGAGUACGAGAAGAGGCACGUCGUGGCAAGCAUUGAUUUAAAAGGCGGGCGGAUCGUCCGACGAAUGGCAGAAGUGGAAAAGCCCAGCUUUGAGGUGGAGAGUCAUGGUGAUGAGGACGAUUACCGCCCUCCAGUAUCUACUGGGGGUGGUGCGUUUAGCAACAACCCAUUGGCUGCUGGAUUGAUUAGGCCCAUGGCACGGGAAGCGAAGGGCAAAGAGGUCGCGAAAGAGCAGAACAGCAACACCUGGCGCAGGGUCCAGAUGGACGAGGAUGAUAAUGAGCAGUGGAUAUUGGACGGUGGAAUGUAUGGCACGGCUCAGAUUCCCGAUGUCUCGAGGGGAAACGAGCCCGAGUGCGGCUAG
Ramularia collo-cygni is the source of this 1638-nucleotide messenger RNA. RefSeq names its product related to C2HC5 finger protein. Gene Ontology annotation, cellular component: nucleus. Gene Ontology annotation, molecular function: zinc ion binding. NCBI's taxonomy places the organism in Eukaryota, Fungi, Ascomycota, Dothideomycetes, Mycosphaerellales, Mycosphaerellaceae. The record is from RefSeq and is a predicted model, not a curated record. Bases 1 to 1638 code for a protein of 545 amino acids. Gene Ontology annotation, biological process: regulation of DNA-templated transcription. The transcript has a single exon.